CAUUGCCUUCUUUCUUAUCCCUUAUCCCCACCCACCCCCUUUGAAACCUAAAAACCUCCUUCAAACUUUGUACAAAAACCAGUCCUAAAUUUAAUUAGAAUAAUUAUGCAUAGCUUUUGGUGGCUCCUUGGAGUUCUUCACCAUGUCAUUUGGGUUGCAACCAUGCUCAUUACCAGCCAAGCCAUGCCGCCACCGCCCCCGAUUCAAUGCGACGCAUCAACCGGCUGCAACCUCUCCAACUCCUACGGGGUAUGGGGUGACAGAACAGAUUGCCAUGCUCCAUCCGCCGCACACCCACAAACGGAGGAAGACCUCCGCCUUGCUGUGGCUUUUGCAAGCAAAAACAAGAUCAAGGUCAAAGUGGUGAGCAAAUUUUCACAUACCAUACCAAAGUUGGCAUGUCCUGACAUGAGUUUUGGAGACGCAAUGCUAAUAAGCACGGCUAAUGUCAAUUCCACAAUCGAAAUCGACGCAGCGAAUUUAGCUGUCACGGUGGAUGCUGGUGUAGGGCUACGUCAGUUGAUAGACAAAGUGGAGGAAGCUGGGCUGAGCUUGGUGGCUGCGCCGUAUUGGGAGGGUGUGAGCAUAGGAGGGCUUAUAAGCACGGGGGUGCAUGGAAGCUCGUGGUGGGGAAGAGGAGGAGCUGUGCAUGAUCAUGUUAUUGGUCUUAAUCUUGUUGUUCCAGCAAAUCAAUCAGAAGGGUAUGCGAAAGUUCUCAGGUUAGAUUCUAAGGAUGAAAUCUUCAAAGCUGCCAAAGUUUCAUUGGGGUUGCUGGGUACCAUCUCCAAGGUGAAGUUGAGAUUGGAGCCAGCAUUCAAAAGGAGCAUAGCCUAUAACUUUACAGACGAUGCUCAAAUUGAGGACAUAUACAUGGACCAUGCAAAAAAAUAUGAGUUUGGAGACAUAACAUGGUAUCCAUCGAAGCAUACAGCUGCAUACAGAUAUGAUAACAGACUUCCUUUAAACGCAUCAGGCGAUGGAACAUAUGAUUUUUUAGGCUUCCAGUCCAAUUCUGUGGUCUCCAAGACUAUAAGAGCAACAGAGAAAACAAUGGACAGCGGACGAAGCUCGAUUGGGAAAUGCACACUAGCAUCUACAGUUUUGGAGGCCAAGAAAUUAGUAGCCAAUGGUUUGAAAAAUAACCUAAUCUUCACUGGGUACCCAGUUGUAGGUCAUCAGGGUAAAAUGCAAACCUCAGGUUCAUGUCUGUACUCGGCAGGCACAGACAAAUCCUGUGCGUGGGACCCAAGAAUCAACGGCCUCUUCUUCUACGAGACAACGGCAAUAUUUCCAGCAUCAAAAUUUGCAGACUUCAUCCGAGACGUCAAAAAACUACGAGACCUUAAACCAGAAAACUUCUGUGGGGUGGAUAUUUACAAUGGUUUUCUAAUCAGAUUCAUUAGGGUUUCCGAUGCUUAUCUUGGUCAACAAGAAAACUCCGUGGUGGUUGACUUUAAUUACUACAGAGCCGAUGAUGCUUCGACUCCAAGGUUCAAUCAAGACGUGUGGGAAGAGGUGGAGCAACUGGCGUUUUUCAAGCAUGGGGCAAAGCCACACUGGGCUAAAAACAGAAACGCAGCGUUUUUGGACGUGCAGAAAAAGUACCCUAAUUUUAACAAGUUUUUGGGUGUGAAAAGACGGUUGGAUCCUCAAAAUAUAUUGUCGAGCGAAUGGUCGGAUGAGAUCUUAUCUGGGAAAGAAGGUGCAAAGCGUGACGGGUGUGCUUUGGAGGGUCUUUGUGUAUGUUCUGAAGAUCGGCAUUGCAGCCCGGCGAAAGGGUAUUUCUGUAAACCUGGACUUGUUUAUAAGGAGGCUAGAGUUUGUAGGUACUCAUCAUCACCAUCCACUGUGGGAUCAGAGAGUUACCAAACUGAUGCAUUAUUUGAUUAAUUAUUUCUGAGUGUUAAUAACAAUUUAGUAAAUAAAUUCUACAAAUAUUGUUGAUAAUA
Messenger RNA from Malus domestica (apple), 1949 nucleotides. Its product is annotated as L-gulonolactone oxidase 3. The record is from RefSeq and is a predicted model, not a curated record. NCBI's taxonomy places the organism in Eukaryota, Viridiplantae, Streptophyta, Magnoliopsida, Rosales, Rosaceae. Gene Ontology annotation, cellular component: membrane. Gene Ontology annotation, molecular function: FAD binding; D-arabinono-1,4-lactone oxidase activity.